Pseudomyrmex gracilis is the source of this 1148-nucleotide messenger RNA. RefSeq lists its product as uncharacterized. The record is from RefSeq and is a predicted model, not a curated record. Lineage: Eukaryota; Metazoa; Arthropoda; Insecta; Hymenoptera; Formicidae. Bases 293 to 868 code for a protein of 191 amino acids. The transcript is spliced from 4 exons.
CGUUUCGGUUCCUGUGCGAGAGAGACUAGUUUUUUAAACAAGUUAGCUGCGGAGAGGAAUCUUUGUUAGGCUGUCACAUCUAGGAUGUGUACUUCAGAACUGGAUGCAACAGUGUGCUUUCUGUUCUUUAUGAGACGAAGAUCUCGAUAAAGCGCCGUACGUAAUGGAAGAACAGGCUAAAUGUUUUAAAUGUACGUUUCGUCUUAGUUCGGUUGGAUUGGUGUUGUAACGUCUAGUGAACCAUCAAUGUCCGUGCGCCAUUCCUCAGACGUUUUAUCUUGAAUCAACGUGAAUGUACAACACAAGAAAUAUGUCCGUAAUGCCGAUUGUUCAGGAAACGGAUUCGUCCAAUUGCACGAUCAUCAUCUUCGUAACUAUAUGGCUGAUAACCUUUACGACAGCAUUGUCAAUAAUGCAAUGGGAGCAUAUGUGGAUCGUUCUGGUGGCGUUAACGAUAAUCUUUCUGCUUGCGUGCAUAUAUCACGCCUGCAAAGUGAAGAAAGUUCAUGAAGAAAGACUGCGCGAGCAUCAAAGAAUAACGAGAAUUCGAACUGUUUCGGGCUUAACAGAUCACGGAGAGACUGAUUAUAGAACUCAGCCAAAUAUGGACUCACCGCCGUCUUACUCGUCCGUGGUAUCUGCACGAGAACCGCCGUUACGUCACGUGGCGGUAACUAUCGAUCGAUCCGGUGAGGAAAAAGUCGAAGAGCCGCCAUCGUAUUCGCUCGUAAUUGGUUCUACGAUUUUGCAAAACCAAAACGCGACAAUCUCGAGCGAAUCAAACGUGUUGUUACAUUCCGCGCCCACAAAAAAGGAAGGCGUUGCUGGUGAUGCUGCCACUUCCGAUGUUUGUGUGAGAAACGGCUGAUACAUUGCUCAGGAAACAUAUGUGCGUGUCUGAAAACCAAAAACGUGUUCCCUCAAACAUGUCUUAUUCGAAGAAGAAAUGAGACGUCUUUUAGAUUUUAUUAAGAGACGUCCAAUUUUAUUCAAUUGGCCUGUGGGAUGCAAUACAAUAUAUAUUUAAUACAAUAUAUAUUUUACACAGACCAUUUUUUCUAUCACAUAGUUUUCAAACUGCAGCAAUAAUGCGGAUAUUAAUCAUAAUAUUUAACGGUUAUUAUAUCAUAUUGCAUAGCGCAUAAGAG